AUGGGGCCAGCCAAUAAAUCUCAAAUCUCUUCAAAUUCCUUCUCUCUGAUGGGCAUCCCAGGUCUAGAGCACCUGCAUGUCUGGAUUGGGAUUCCCUUCUGCUCCAUGUACGUGGUGGCUGUGGUGGGGAACGUGACCAUCCUGGCCGUGGUGAGGGCAGAGCGGAGCCUCCACGAGCCCAUGUUCCUCUUUCUGUGCAUGCUGUCAGUCACUGACCUGGUCCUCUCCACGUCUACACUGCCGCGCAUGCUGUGUCUAUUCUGGCUUGGAGCCCAUGACAUUGCCUUUGAUGCUUGCCUGGCCCAAAUGUUCUUCAUCCACAGCUUUACUGCCAUGGAAUCUGGCUUCUUCCUGGCCAUGGCCAUUGAUAGAUAUGUGGCCAUCUGUGACCCCCUGCACCAUGCCACCAUUCUCACCCACACUCGCAUUGCCAAUAUGGGAGCUGCUGUGGUACUCCGGGGCCUCACUUUCUUUUCCCCACACCCCAUCUUACUUAGGCAGCUGCCUUACUGCAGGAGUCGAAUCAUUGCCCACACCUACUGUGAGUUCAUGGCUGUGGUGAAGCUGGCAUGUGUGGACACAGGGGCCACCAAAUGUUACAGCCUCAGUGUGGCAUCGGUCAUUGGUUCCUGUGAUGGCUUUUUCAUCGCUGUCUCUUAUGUCCUAAUUCUCCGGGCAGUCUUUCGUCUUCCAUCACGGGAAGCCAGCCUUAAAGCCCUAGGCACAUGUGGUUCCCAUGUCUGUGUCAUCCUCGUUUUCUACUCCACAGCUGUCUUCACCUUCCUUACCCACCGCUUUGGUCACAAUGUGGCUCCCCAAAUUCAUAUCUUCAUUGCCAAUAUGUACCUUCUGGUACCACCUUUUCUCAACCCCAUAGUUUAUGGGAUUAGGACCAAGAAAAUUCGAGACCAUGUCUUUAGUUCCCUGAGGAUAAACAUUGCCUGA
Molecule: messenger RNA, 945 nt
Organism: Choloepus didactylus (southern two-toed sloth)
Lineage: Eukaryota; Metazoa; Chordata; Mammalia; Pilosa; Megalonychidae
Product: olfactory receptor 52M1-like
Exons: 1
Coding region: 1-945 (314 amino acids)
Biological process (GO): G protein-coupled receptor signaling pathway
Cellular component (GO): membrane
Molecular function (GO): olfactory receptor activity; G protein-coupled receptor activity
Source: RefSeq, a predicted model, not a curated record